GAAGGAAAAAGUUGGCAGGCAGACAGCAGAGCCCUGUCUGCAUCCAUUGCAGAGAGGAGGCCCGUGUGGUGUGGGGCGGGACAGGAGCAAGGAGAGGCCUUCCUCCCUUUGUGCUCCCCCCACCCGGCCCUAUAAAUAGGCCCAGCCCAGGCUGUGGCUCAGCUCUUGGAGGGAGUUGAGCGCCAGGCAUCCAGCAGUGAAGUUGAGCCCCCUGCCAGCAUGGCCAGUGAAUUCAAGAAGAAGAUCUUCUGGAGGGCUGUGGUGGCUGAGUUCCUGGCCAUGACCCUCUUCGUCUUCAUCAGCAUCGGCUCUGCCUUAGGCUUCAAUUACCCACUGGAGAGGAACCAGACACUGGUCCAGGACAACGUGAAGGUGUCUCUGGCCUUUGGUUUGAGCAUCGCCACUCUGGCCCAAAGUGUGGGUCACAUCAGCGGUGCUCACCUCAACCCAGCUGUUACACUGGGGCUACUGCUCAGCUGCCAGAUCAGCAUCCUCCGGGCUGUCAUGUACAUCAUCGCCCAGUGUGUGGGAGCCAUCGUCGCCACUGCCAUCCUCUCGGGCAUCACCUCCUCCCUAGUCGAGAACUCACUUGGCCGCAAUGACCUGGCUCGAGGUGUGAACUCCGGCCAGGGUCUGGGCAUUGAGAUCAUCGGCACUCUGCAGCUGGUGCUGUGCGUCCUGGCCACCACGGACCGGAGGCGCCGAGACUUAGGUGGUUCGGCCCCUCUUGCCAUUGGCCUAUCUGUGGCCCUGGGACACCUGCUGGCGAUUGACUACACUGGCUGUGGUAUCAACCCUGCCCGGUCAUUUGGCUCUGCCGUGCUCACCCGAAACUUCUCAAACCACUGGAUUUUCUGGGUGGGACCAUUCAUUGGGGGUGCCCUGGCAGUGCUGAUCUACGACUUCAUCCUGGCCCCACGCAGCAGCGACUUCACAGACCGCAUUAAGGUGUGGACCAGCGGCCAGGUGGAAGAGUACGACCUGGAUGGUGAAGACAUCAACUCCAGGGUCGAGAUGAAGCCCAAAUAAAGAAGACCUGGCCCGGGUAUCCAUGUGGGGGCGGGGCAGGGAGGGGCGGAGGGAGGGGAGGGCUGAAAUCAUAUUGUAGAUGCUCUGACAAGCUGACCAAAGUCACUCCUCAAGACCUGCCUGAUCCGCAUGGUCCAGCCUCAUCUGGGGCAGCAAUAUUACUGUCUUUCUUUCUGUUUCCUGGUCUCAGAGCUUCCUGGGGCCCAAUAUUUGUCAAUUCCACACCUCACUUGACAUCAUGGAUGAGCGAAAGGAAGGGGCCCACCUGGUGGUUGUCCCCUCAGAGUGUGCUAGUAAGUCCCCCCUCAUCCCAAAGUUGCCCAGCACGUCACCCACAUUAGGUGCCUGGGAUUCUGCCAUUGUUGCUUUGUGCCUUUGAUCAUGGCUUUCCUUGAGUAGGCACCUUGUCCCCAAAGGCACUUUGAGGGAGAGGAAGUCCCCUGGCUUUUCCCUUUGGUCUGAUUUACCUCCAGGACCCUUCCCCUUAAACUCACUAUAAGAUCCUGGAAUUGUCCCUGUGCUGGGGCCUUAGUGAUCACAUCUGUAAGGUGGCAAGGAAGGGACAGCUGUGGGGACUCUGUGAGCAUGAGUCUAGAAGGGACAGUCUAGACAGCACUGCUUUGUCUACCUGGCCUGAGCUCUUUCCUGACACCCACAGCCCAUGAGCACACGUGGGUGAGCUAUGAAGCAGAGGCCAGUCCAGGAUGCCAGAAGUGCCUGUUGAUGCAGAGAGCCUUCUUUUGGGAAGAAUGUAGGCAGAAUGCCGCAGAGUGAGGGCCAUUUCAUGGUGGAGGAGGAGCUCACACUCUCCUACCUAGUUCUAGUUGGUCUGCCUAUGUAUCAUGGCACCGACUAGAUGGUUGUUUCAGCUCUUCAGUCUCCCUGGCAGUGAUGAGGUGGCAUUUAUUAAGGAGCACUGGGCUGUCUGCAACAACAUGUUAGAAGAGAGAAGCAGCUAGAGGUGGAGCUGUCCCUGGACAGAUGCCCAUGUUGGUUGUGCAGGGGCUGGGAUGCUCCUUGUUCAUCGUUAUCGAGGAGGCUAUUCCUGUCCUGGCUUGUGAGCUCCCAGCUGGAUGAAUCUGAUCAGAAGCCCAGCAGCCUGCAGCCUGCAACCUGAAAAGGCUCACCACGUGACGCUAGGCACAGUCUUUUCUCUGUAUUGACCUGAUGCUUCAGCUUCUGAGGCCGCCCAGGGAGUCAGCUCAGGGCUUGGUGUCAUGCAUUCAGCUCUCUAGGUUAUUCCAAUCAAUCCUAUCAGGCCAGAGUAGCUCAACCAUCGUGUCCUUAACCAUGUUGUGAACAUAAACUGAGAGACACGCUCUUCAGGUGCUUAGAAGCAGCGGGACAGUCAGGAGGGCUGUGCCCCACCCCCCAGCAUAUCACAGCUGAACACUGUUCUCUUUUCCCUAGCAGGCACAAUAGCCCUCUUAGCAUAUGAGGACCCAUAUGCUCAGCUAUAUCAUAUCGGGUCAAUCUUAGUAGCCAAGGCCAUGUCUGGCGACUCCCUGGUCAACGCAGUGGAUUCCUCUUCCCUCCACCAUCUCACUUUCUGCCUGGGCAAUGGCUAAGGGCUGGAGCUGGAGGUGGUGAGAGAUGUGCUUCAGGGGAGCAGGGCAGGUCCAUCCCACCUGGUUCUGGCCACGGUGAUCAAACACCCCGCAUCUGUCUGCUCUAUGUAUGUUUCUUUGCAAUUGAAAUUUCAUCUUAUGGUAAAAAAAAAAAAAUAAAGGACAAUGACUUGUAAGGUA
This is a messenger RNA of Meriones unguiculatus (Mongolian gerbil), 2777 nucleotides long. RefSeq names its product aquaporin 1 (Colton blood group) (gene Aqp1). The record is from RefSeq and is a predicted model, not a curated record. Gene Ontology annotation, biological process: renal water transport; carbon dioxide transmembrane transport; hyperosmotic response. The transcript is spliced from 4 exons. Gene Ontology annotation, cellular component: membrane. Gene Ontology annotation, molecular function: glycerol transmembrane transporter activity; carbon dioxide transmembrane transporter activity; water channel activity. Lineage: Eukaryota; Metazoa; Chordata; Mammalia; Rodentia; Muridae. Bases 220 to 1029 code for a protein of 269 amino acids.